Durusdinium trenchii is the source of this 2052-nucleotide messenger RNA. The record is from the annotation of a GenBank genome assembly. Lineage: Eukaryota; Dinophyceae; Suessiales; Symbiodiniaceae.
AUGUUGAGGACGAUGGCUGAUGGGACGUUCGAUCCAGAUUUGCCCCGGGCAGCCCAGGUGGAUAGGCAGGUGAACCAACUGCUUAUGGAGGUAGGCGCAACAGAUGAUGGUUUUGUCGUUGGGCUUCGACCACCAACGGCUGUCGAUGAAGUCAUGAGCGACGGCACCGAUGUUGACAAUGCGCUCGACAUUGAGGACGGCGCUGACCAGGCAGAGCUUGAUGUUGUGUGCAUAGAUGCUGAAAAGGCAGCGGGCCUAGUGACACAGCACCGGUCCAGUGGAGUCCUGCACUUUGUUGCGUCGCAUGACAAGCUAACAUGUGGCAGGAAGAUCUCAAAGGCGUAUGCCAUUGUUGAAGAGGAUUUGGUUGUGAAAUGGCCGCUUUGCCGGCAGUGUCGCAGAUCGGGAGGUUCAUCACGCGCGCCGAUAAUCUUCGAUAGACUUACCUUUACCUUAUUGUCACGAGUUUUGGAGUACUUGACACGCCGCCCCACCGUGCGGUACCUCAUCCCGGGCCAGGGACAAGCCUUUGCCUCAGGAGAUGCGACAUGUGCAUGCACCGCCUCUGCGAUCCGAGGCUCAGUUUUUGUUGAUGCCGCAUUGACGGCCAAGCACCCGAUUGACUAUGCGUUCCCAUUGCCUGACGCCUUGCUAGAGGCGGUUGCAAAGUUGAUCUCAGAUGGACCCAAGCUCACCAUCGCAAGACGAAAGCUGGCAUUGAAGAAGGCGAAACAACAACCAUUGUUGGAAGUGCUGCCCGACAUCCCAGACCUCCAAACCAGUUGGUUGCUCCUUUUGUACUGCCCGUCGCCCCGAGUCCAUUACGCCCUGCGCGGGAUUUGCCCUGACCUCACCAAGCAUUUUGCCACAGAACGCGACAACGCAGUGCACACAUGUUUAAGACGGUUGCUGCAACAGCCCAACGAACUGCCCCGGCCAGCCAUCGACACCGCAGCAGCCCACUGGGCCUCAUGGCAGGACCCCACGCCCAUCCUCCGCCAGAAAAUGCCACAGGUUUUUGACACGAUCCAACAGCAGAUCGAGAACCCAGAGCUACCAUCCCUCCAAUGCCUGCAACACGUCACGGCUUUUCUCACAAGCCUGGGGCUAGACGCCCCGCCCUGCACCCAAUGCCAGCCAGCACCACCGGCUCCAACAUCACCCCAUGACCACGCAGACACCCUCCGAGGAUGGCAACGACACGCCUCCCACAUCACCGACACAGCUCUCAAGCAGGAACACAUCGCCCAUUUUACAGCUCCCUCACAACAUCUUUUGGAAUCCCAGUGCGGGCCAUUGGCGGCAAGAAUUUUCACCCUGUUCCCUGUCUCCCAUGAGCUCGUCUUGGAUUCGUCUCACUUCCGCCUUCUGCUCCUCCAGCGUCUUCGACUGCCCUGCCCUUCAUGCCAGCGCGCUGCCGAUGUCAACAGCAACGACGCGCCGAUGGCUUGGAACGGUGAAAAGUUCACGGCCAUUGAAGGUCCAGGUGUGGUGUGGGUCGCCAGGGACAAGUACGGCGAUCGCCAUGUGAAUUGGGUCAGGCUACAGGUGGUGGGCAGUAGUGAGACCAUCCUUUUCGCCAACACGCAUGGGCCCUUGGAUCAGUGCGGCGGCAAACCCGGCGGUACUGUUGCCACGAAUUAUAUUAAUGCUGUGAACCAGCACAAGAAGACUAAAGAUGUGGUGAUUUUUACUGGUGACUUCAACUGCGGCAGCAACCAGGACACCAUCAAACAGCUGUCUGAGGCCUAUCAGCUGGAUGCCACAGACACCUCCUACAAUGGGGCUGACCACAUUUUCAGCAGCUCUGGAUUUUCCGUCCUUUGGAAGGGUGCGAGUGAUGGCUCGCCUUCGGAUCACCAGCUGCUGAAGGCUGUGCUGCAGUCGGGCUCCCACUCGAGGUGCCCAGUGCCACCGGACAAUGGGGGUUGCUGCCUCACCUGUCGCUUCAACCACUACUGCCCCAGCAACAAGGGAUGCUACGCGAGCGGCCAAAGUGGCUGCAGCGGAGGCUACUGCCCCGCCCCUCCAGAGGUGGAGAUCGUCGUAUAA